AUGGGAAGCAACUUGGUUCCACUCGUUGUUGGAUCUGUGACUCUCUGGCUGGUCUACCACUUCAUCCUCUACCCGGUCUUCAUCUCACCCCUGGCCAAGAUACCAGCACCUCACUGGUCAUGUCACGUCUCACCCCUCUGGAUUCUUCUCGCGAGGAAGAACAACUUUCAAAACCGCUCUCUUCACCGGGCACAUCUCGAACUUGGACCCGUGGUACGGAUAGGUCCCAACGAAAUCAGUGUCGAUGGCUACGACGCCCUCAGAACGGUCUACCAAGGCGGCUUCGAGAAAGACCAGUGUGUCCCCUGCAUGUUCUCAACUCUCGGUUCCAAAACCCACUCCCUCCGCAAACGAAUGGUCUCAAACGCCUACUCAAAGUCCUUCAUCCACGCAUCCCCAGCCGCAAAAGCUCAAGCCCGGUCGCUCCUUUUCGAGCGUCUCCUGCCUCUCCUCUCCGACUCUGCGACUGGACCAGAGCCCCACGGCAUAGAAGUGUUCUCCACCUUCCUUGCCUCAACGAUGGACUUCAUCACAGCUUACGUCUUCGGCCUUCGCAACAGCACGGAUUUUCUGAGAGACAAGCGCUACCGAGACCAUUGGCUGCAGUUAUAUCUCGUUCGUGCAAGCUACGGGUUUUGGCCGCAGGAGAUGCCGCGUCUGACAGCUUUUCUCGGGCGGUUUGGGUCCAUUGUGAAGCCGUAUCCUGCCUGGGUGGACGAUGCGAAUGCUGAGCUGGGUGAGUGGAACAUGAAACUGUGUGAGGAGACGAAAGAUUUUCUACACAAUGGGAAAAGCGCGGGCAUGGAAGGAACUGCAGAUGAACCAGUCGUGUUCAGGGCCAUGGAGGCCGGGAUCGAAAAGGAGCGCAGUGCCAACGGACAGCAGUCUUUGCUCUACUCCACCACCAUUCUGCAAAAGGACUUAUCUGUGGCAUCUGAAGUUUUUGAUCAGGUUCUGGCGGGGCAAGAGACGGCCGGCAUAGCGCUGACGUAUCUGGCCUGGCACUUGUGCAGGUCUCCGGACUUGCAGGAAGAGCUCAGAAAGGAACUGCUCACACUAGAUCCUCCCUUGACGAUGCCAGCAGAUGGGUCCCUCCCACCAGCCCUGCCAGACCCCAAGCAGGUUGAUGCGCUGCCCAUCCUCCAUGCAGUAGUCAUGGAAACCCUCCGUCUGCACGCCCCGAUCCCCGGACCGGAGCCGCGACGCACGCCUCAACCGUCUUGCCAGCUCGGGGGCUUCCACGUCCCGGGCGGCGUCCGCGUCGCUGCUCUGGGCCACACGCUGCACCGCAACGAGAAGGUCUUUCCCAUGCCGGAGGUUUGGGACUACACGCGUUGGCUUGAGUCAGAGACCAGCGAGGACCAGCGCAGAGAGAUGAACCGAUACUUUUGGGCUUUCGGCAGUGGUGGGAGGAUGUGUAUCGGGUCUAAUUUCGCGAUGAACGAGAUGAAGCUCAUUGCAGCAGCUAUUUGGUCAAAUUUCACGACGCAUAUUGUUAAUGACACGGAUAUCGAACAGGACGACACUUAUACCGCGCGACCCAUAGCUGAACGGUUGAUACUGAGAUUCGAGCGCGUAUAA
Molecule: messenger RNA, 1581 nt
Organism: Colletotrichum karsti
Lineage: Eukaryota; Fungi; Ascomycota; Sordariomycetes; Glomerellales; Glomerellaceae
Product: cytochrome p450
Exons: 3
Coding region: 1-1581 (526 amino acids)
Molecular function (GO): iron ion binding; oxidoreductase activity, acting on paired donors, with incorporation or reduction of molecular oxygen; heme binding
Source: RefSeq, a predicted model, not a curated record